GAUGGGUGAUGAAGAGGGCUGGAAAAGGGCCGUGAAAGCAGCCAAGGCUGGAUCCGCGCUGAACUGCUCAGGCAGCUGCUGCACCUCGCUGGCCAUGGCUGUGAAAGACCCCCUGGCGAUUGAAAGAGCAAAUCUAUUGAACAUGGCUAAACUGAGUAUAAAGGGACUCAUUGAAUCUGCUCUAAGCUUUGGGCGAACUCUUGAUUCUGAUUAUCCACCUCUCCAGCAGUUUUUUGUUGUCAUGGAACACUGCCUCAAACACGGCCUGAAAGUAAAAAAAUCUUUUCUAAGUUAUAAUAAAACCAUAUGGGGCCCUCUGGAACUUGUAGAAAAAUUGUAUCCAGAAGGUGAGGAGAUUGCUGCUAGCGUUAGAGAUUUACCUGGUCUCAAAACUUCCUUAGGACGCGCUCGGGCUUGGUUACGUUUGGCACUUAUGCAAAAAAAGAUGGCUGACUAUCUACGUUGUCUCAUCCUUCGGAAAGAUCUCCUCGGUGAAUUUUAUGAACACCAUGCAGUGAUGAUGGAAGAAGAAGGAGCUGUCAUUGUUGGAUUGCUUGUUGGGUUAAAUGUCAUUGAUGCAAACUUGUGUAUUAAAGGAGAAGAUUUGGAUUCACAAGUUGGUGUAAUUGAUUUCUCCAUGUAUCUAAAGAGUGAAGAUGACACUGAAGAUAAAGAAAGAAACGACCAUAUCGCUGCAAUAUUGGAUCAGAAGAAUUACGUUGAAGAAUUAAACCGGCAAUUGAAUAGUACAGUCAGCAGCCUCCAUACACGCGUCGAUUCACUAGAGAAGUCAAACACUAAAUUAAUCGAAGAGUUGGCGAUAGCUAAAAACAACAUAAUAAAACUACAAGAAGAAAACCAUCAUUUAAGAAGUGAAAACACACUCAUUUUAAUGAACACACAGCAUCAUCUGGAGAUGAAUAAAGUAGAUGCCGAAGCAGAACUUCAGACAUAUAAACAUUCCCGACAAAGCCUGGAUGAAAUGUAUAAUGAAGCACACAGACAGCUUCGAGAAGAAUCACAGUUAAGACAAGAUAUAGAGAACGAAUUGAUGGUCCAGGUUGGUAUGAAGCAUGAGAUAGAACUUGCCAUGAAGUUAUUGGAGAAAGAUAUACAUGAGAAGCAAGACACUCUUAUAAAUCUGCGGCUUCAGCUGGAGGAAGUCAAAGUGAUCAAUACAGAAAUGUAUCAGAAACUGCAGUUUUCAGAGGAAGCCAUGAAAGAAAAGAAUGAAAUAAUUGGUCGCCUGGAGAAUAAAACUAGUGAGAUUACCGCAACUAUGAAGCAUCUGGAACAAAGAUUGCAGCAAGCAGAGAAGGCUCACAUGGAAGCAGACAGUGAGGACAAGAAAGUUAAACAAGAUUAUAUGAAUAAAUCUGAAACUCUUCAGAAAGAAAUUGCCCAAAAGGAAAACCAAGUGUGUCAGCUGGAGACGGAUUUGAAAAUAGAAAGAGAAUGGAGACAAACCAUGGAGGAGGACCUUAAAAAGGAAAAAGAAACUACAUGUUUUCUCCAAACAGAGACUCAGCAAAUCAUUACGCUUAAAAAAGAAUUCCUAAAGUUGCAGGGAAAAAACAAGCAAUUGAGAAAUCUUUGUCAUGAUCAAGAAGAAGCUCUCCAAGAACUAGCCGGCAAACUUAGCGAAUCAAAGCUUAAAAUAGAAGACAUAAAAGAAGCAAACAAAACACUUCAGGGCCUGGUCUGGUUGAAGGACAAAGAAGCUACUCACUGCAAAUUAUGUGAAAAAGAAUUUUCUCUUUCCAAGAGGAAGCAUCAUUGUAGAAACUGUGGUGAAAUUUUCUGCAAUGCCUGCUCUGAUAACGAGUUGCCUUUGCCGUCUUCACCAAAGCCUGUUCGUGUCUGCGACUCCUGUCACGCGCUACUCAUACAGAGGUGUUCUUCCAAUAUGCCCUGAGUCUUCUGCAGAUGUUACAAGACGUUCACUAGGAGGACGAGUGCUGUUGUGUUGGCUGCUUAUAUAUAUUACUGCAAUUCCGGCUUAACGCCCUUAAUGUCAAAAUUGUGCCAUUGUUCUUGCAAUACCAGAAUCAGUCUCGUUUUGUACAGUGGCUCUGAGGCAAUGACUGAAAUGCAUCUGCUUUGCAGUUCUGCUUCUGCUCUUUUAUGUUGCCAGAUGUGCUAUUCUAGUAUGUGGGGCAGGACUGACCUUGUAAUGAAAGCUUUACGCUGAGAACAGGGAAGCCAAGGAACGGAAAUUGGAGCUGGAUAAUGUUACACGUCAACUGCACGAUUUGUGUAGUUUGGCGUCCUCCCUGACACUUCCACUGAAAAAGCAUUGUUGCGUACAGGUGGGCAAAGUUGAAUUAGGCAAAUUAUAAACAAGUAUAUAUACUUGUUCGGGGGGCAGAACUCAAGUUAAUUUUCUUGGAUGUUUCUACACAACCCUUUCAAGUUGGCCUCUGAUUCCAGCUUCUGGGCAACAGUUUGUGCAGGUUUAUAUUGAAUCUAGUAGAUGGGGAGUUGGAGGAUCUAAUUUAGCAAGAUGAUGGGUUUGCUUCUCAUGGAUGGACAGAUUCAUGUUCAGGGUCCAUCUAGAAUAGGCAGCUCAGGGCUGAAAGAUUUCCAUUCAGAGGUUCAGAUGAGAAAGGUUAGGGAGAAAGGUAUCUUACAGUCUUAAACCCUCUGGAAUCAAAAUCCAUGAUUAACUUCCCCAAUUGGUUAACAUGCAGCACUUACACUAGUUGCAAAAUAAUCCUUUAUAUAUCAAGGAAGGGUAGCAGGCACACUUGAGGGAUGUCUCUUUCCUAUACAGUGGUUGUCAGACAAGUGAUGCCACAUAAAAAGAUUGCCAGAGUAGUAACUUUAGAUGAGUUUUCCAUAUAUUGUACAAGAUUGGUUGGGGUAGACUUGCGAAAAGAAUGUAUCUGAAAAAUUGUCUUUAGAGACAAGCCUAGCUGGACUUUUUAUAUAAAUAGAGCUUUUAUAUAUACGCACAAACUAUUUGCACUUCUUUUUUAAUGUAAACUUAAGUUAUUCGAAAUGAUCUAUAAGGAAUAUAAAUUACAAACUUAGCAGAUUGCCAAAUGAAUUGUUAACCGAACAGGCCAGGAUGGUGUUGCUUUUAUUUGUUCUGUAGGAAAGUGAGAUUCCUUAUUUAAGUCAUUUUUUUUUUUGGGAAAACCACUGUAUCUAACUAACAAUUUUACUUGAAAAGUAGAGGAUGUAAUAAAAAGAAAUGGUAGUCUUGUACUGGUGGGUCAUUUUUAAUAGAUGUUGAAAACAGUUUUUAAUGUGAAAGCAUUACCUAUUCAAAAGUUACAAUGCAUUUUUUCCCAUUGGAUUGAUCUAAGAACCAACCACUCCUUUUUGAAUCUUCUUUUUGAUUCCUCUUCUACAACCCGGUGCCUUCCAGAUUUAUUAAAAAAAAAAAAGAUGGAGUUGCAAUAUAAGAUCAGUACAAGAUCCAUGAACGGCAGAUAUAACUACUGAGGUCAAUAGAAUUUGGUGCAGUGAUGUGCUGUUCUGUAAUUUUAAUUAGCGUUCAGUAUUUAAGGGAUACGAACUAAAACAGAUUUGAGAUAGUACAAGAAAUUA
This is a messenger RNA of Protobothrops mucrosquamatus (brown spotted pit viper), 3555 nucleotides long. It is a transcript of the gene RUFY2, whose product is annotated as RUN and FYVE domain containing 2. Lineage: Eukaryota; Metazoa; Chordata; Lepidosauria; Squamata; Viperidae. The record is from RefSeq and is a predicted model, not a curated record. The coding region runs from base 2 to 1915 and encodes 637 amino acids. Gene Ontology annotation, cellular component: cytoplasm. The transcript is spliced from 18 exons. Gene Ontology annotation, molecular function: metal ion binding.